AUGUCUGAAGUUGCUCCGCCUCUACUGAGAUUCGACAGGCUUCCGGCUGAGCUGAUCGCUCUAAUCAUAUACUAUGCGCAGGUUGCUUGGCGGGACGAACACUUUGCGGCGCAAGCUCCGUACGCCGGAGUGAAGCGAUACGAGGUGUCGCAAUCUCCUACUUCGCCGUCGGACAUACCCUCUUGCUGUAAUGGUGCACGUUGGGAUUUUAGCCGCCCGACCUGCAUACGGUCAGAAUCUGGCAAAGGCCUCCCGCCUUCCCUGCCUUCUCCUGCCCAUACUAUCACGCUGGUCUCGCGAAGACUGCGCGGGGUACUUGAGGGGAAUUCUAAGAUCUGGCAAUUGGACAACACAUUGUACCCAGGAAUCGCGCGCCGCACUGGAGAACACCGUACCGCCUUUCGUGGGAGGACUAUCAUAGUAUACGGAUCGCGUAACCUCAUAGCAUUGGACGUCUGCGCUUGUCUUCUCCGCGGCCUCCAUUCCUUCUACUCUCGUCUCGUGAGCGUCAAGCUCAGGCUGCCGUGGUCCGGCGACCAGAGGCUCGCGACUGAGCUACGACAGUUCCUUCGCGACAACAGAGGUCGCGCGAACAGCCCUCUCCUUAGCUUUGACCUGGAGGCUCUUGACCCAGAUCCUCUUCACGUUCAGAACGGCCGGCGUCGGCGUAUGACCGCGUUCGAGAGUGUAAACCUUCACGUCAGCCGGUUUUCGGGAGGCAAUGUCUACUACUACUCCAAGACGUUGAUCUCCCUGUACCUUCAUCAAGGUUCUGGCACCUCUGUGCUCUUCGGAUCGUCGCUGUCAAUUGGUCUGUCGGCGUGCGCCGCCACGAUCGAGUAUCUGACGAUCGACAUCGACGGAGGCUUUUUAGCCGAUAUCGAGGGCAGCAUCACAUUCCUCAAACUUCGCUACUUCCGGCUUUGCACGGAGCGCCUUUUUGGAGCCCUCUUGCUGGGCAGGCUUGUUCUGCCGUACGCACUCGACCUGCAUCUCGAGCAGGUCGAGUCUUGGAGAGAAUGGUUUACAGCAAAGCACCCAGGAAUAUACGAGGUGCCCUUCUGGCCUUCAGAGCAUGCACCGGCAUGUUUCGAGAGCGACUGGAGCCGGCCCGAGGUGUUUUCUCAAGAUUUAGCAGAACCCCAUCGGACUGGGAUGCACCAUAGCGCCCUUCCCCCAAAUCACACGGCAGGCACCGGUGAUCCAGCCGAAUUGCUCUGGCGGCGCUCCACCGCGGUGAUGGGGCUGGACGUACGCAUCGAUCCGAACACCGGGCCCUCCGGGCCGGCGGCAGCCCGGUUCCCCGAGCUUGUCAAUGUAACGGUGGCCGAGACACUUGAACAACUCCGACCGGUUCUGAUGGACCCGGUGGGUCGCGAUGCCUGCCGAAGCCUGGAACUCGGCGACAAGCUAGCUGCGCGGCGCUCCCUGACGUUCAGAGAUAACCAGCUGUUCCAGCAAGACCGUGAGCGUGACUUCAAUAGUCAGUACCCAAAGGCUUUAUACGACACCCUUCAAUACGUUCUCGCUCUUCUACCCGACGAGAGGGCGCCAGGCUCGGAACGCCGAGUUCACGAGUUCGUAUUCGCGAAGGAUAGCUGGCUGCCAGAUCUCUCUCUGGGAUACCAGCACAUCCUAGCGAGAUUCACGGCGCUCAGAAUACUACACUUCGACAGCCAUCUGCUGGUCCCCAAUGAUCAGCUCAAGCAGAAUAUGGAGGGUUGCAUCGCACCAGCGCAUCUUGACGCGCUCGCCUUAUUCCUGAAUAUGCCAGGAGUCGGCAAUGCUUAUGUCUGCCCUCUCCUGCAAGAAAUUCGGCUUCAAGUGACUCAAGAGACGGUCAUCAAGUGGGGAACACGCGUCGGUGGCUGGAACGUCGCGCUGAAUUCGCCUGGCCGGUUGGCCUCCGGCGCUCGACGCAUUGUGUUGACCGGGCUUCUUGAUUGA
Molecule: messenger RNA, 1947 nt
Organism: Peniophora sp. CBMAI 1063
Lineage: Eukaryota; Fungi; Basidiomycota; Agaricomycetes; Russulales; Peniophoraceae
Source: the annotation of a GenBank genome assembly